AUGUCUUCAGAGCACUCAUCCGGACCCACUGAGAAUGAGGAACCAAGGAGAACACCUGGCUUGAAAAGAAUUAUGUUCUUCACAAGCAGUGAGUACGGCCAAGCAAAUGUCAUUUUGGCAGUAGCAUAUGAGCUUCUACUUCGACGGAAAUACGAUAUUCAUAUCGUGUCCUUUGAACCUCUAAAGAACCGGAUCAGGGAACUCAACAAGAUGACCUCCUCAGAAGAUCCUGAUCCUGCCAGAUUUCACGCUGUGCCAAUUAUAUCACCUAUGGAAGCAGUUAGGAGACAAGGAAACAUUGGACCUUAUCCUGCUGGUGUGCGCGGAGCUUUGAAAACUUAUCGUACUACUUUACCAGCAAUUGCAACCGCAUGGGAUGGAUCUGAAUAUAUGGCUGGAUAUGAAUGGUGCUUGGAAAGAAUCCACUCCAUAAAUCCUAAUAUCAUUGUUAUCGAUCCAUUAUUCAGUAUAGGACUAGAGGCCUGUAAGACAGCUAUACGAAACUACGUCGUCCUAAGUCCCAACACUUUUCAGGAUAUUCUCCGAAAACAGCAACCAUUCUUUCGUCAGUUAUGCAGAUAUCCAGCCGUCUCAUCUGGCUUCCCAUAUCCGGUUCCGUGGUCUCUCGUACCUGCCAAUAUUUAUCUCAAGAUAAGCAUCGUAUUCGUUCUCCUCACCUCGCCGAAAAUGAAAGAAUUGAUGAGAUUUCGGAAAUCUCAGAAUCUGCCAGCGCUCCCACCAGUAUUCAAUACCUGGCAAAUGGAAAACCAUUAUCUGGUACCGUCUAUUCCCGAAACAGACUUCCCAUGUCAAAUCAAGGACAAUGUAUAUCCUUGUGGUCCGAUUCUGCUCCCAGUUCCAUCCGUAGCUGAAGCAGAUGCUGAAUUAGAAGCAUGGCUCGGGCGAAACCCAACGGUUCUGAUAAAUCUUGGAUCACACAUCAGAAUGGACAACGAGAUGAUCAAGGAAUUUGCCGUUGCAUUAAAAGUCCUCCUCGACCGUCAUCAGGAUAUUCAGAUUCUCUGGAAACUCAAAACAUCAGGCGGAUUGUCACUUCCAUCGACCAAAAACGAAGACAAACGCCAGAACGACUCCGCAAUAAAACCAAAAAAGGAAAGCUAUACUGAUACAUUCGAUCCCACUUCCCUCGACGCAGUAAGCACCGAGAUACAAGCCAGCCGCGUAAACAUCACGGAAUGGAUGUCCGUCGAUCCCCUAGCAGUACUCCAAUCCGGCCAUAUAAUCUGCUCAGUCCAUCAUGGUGGCUCGAAUUCAUUUCAUGAAGCUCUCAGCGUCGGUAUCCCCCAAAUCAUCCUCCCCUGCUGGCUUGACACCUUCGAAUUCGCCAACCGAGUCGAAUACCUCGGCAUCGGCGUCUACGGCAGUCGAACCGCUGCUCCACGAGUCGACGCGUGGGAGUUUUCACGGGCGCUGAUGAGGGUUCUUGGAGAGGGAGAGGAGGGUGAAGACAUGAGAAGGAGAGCGAAGGAACUUGCGACGCUGUGUGGAGGUUAUGGGGGACGGAAAAGGGCUGCGGAGAGGGUGGUGGAGAUUUUGGAGGGUUUGUGA
Messenger RNA from Glarea lozoyensis ATCC 20868, 1569 nucleotides. Its product is annotated as UDP-Glycosyltransferase/glycogen phosphorylase. The coding region runs from base 1 to 1569 and encodes 522 amino acids. The transcript has 3 exons. NCBI's taxonomy places the organism in Eukaryota, Fungi, Ascomycota, Leotiomycetes, Helotiales, Helotiaceae. Gene Ontology annotation, molecular function: UDP-glycosyltransferase activity. The record is from RefSeq and is a predicted model, not a curated record.